AAAUGGAGAGUGACCGUUGAGUCGGUGCGGCGCUAGUGUUGUUCAUCGGUCCAGUCAGUGUCGGGUGGAGACAGCGAGCAUGAUGGUAGUGUUGGUGUGAGUGCACGCUAGCGUGGAUGUGUUCUCUACUCAUCUCUUCUCUUGUCGAAAAUUUAGAGAAUAAGUUUUGGUUAUGGUGCUUUUAACCCUUCUUCUUUUUUGCAUGAGUGCAAGAACAGGGCUCGCACAGAAUGUUUAUCACAACCAGUUUGCCGUCCGUGUUCCUCUUGGAUUGCAAGCUGCAAAUGACGUCGCCAAAGAACAUGGAUUUAUCAACAUUGGACAGAUCGGUUCGCUGGAGAACUUCUUCCUCUUCGAGCACCCGCAUGUCCACAAGCGCUCUGUGGACGCCGCCCACCACCACUGCUCCAACCUGGGCGACCAUCCGCACGUGGAUUGGGUGGAGCAGCAGGUGGAGCUGAAACGCGUGAAGCGUGACGGGCGCGAUCUCAUCACACCACCCGUAGAGGGUAACCACACCACAGCACCACCGCAUGCAGAGGGUAACCGGACAGCACGGCAGCUCUUCAGCCUGAACACAUUUCGCAGCCUCGGCCUCUUCGGACCUCCGCAACGCAACGGACGCCACGAUGGGCAGUUCUCAGACCCGCUGUACGGGCAACAAUGGUACUUGAACCGAGGCGCCAACGGCGGCUACGACAUGAACGUGGCGCCCGCCUGGCAGAAGGGCUACACCGGCAAGGGCGUUACUGUGAGCAUCCUGGAUGAUGGCAUCCAGCACAACCACCCCGACAUCGCACGCAACUAUGACCCCGCGGCCUCGACCGACAUCAACGACAACGACCCGGACCCCAUGCCCCGCGACAACGGAGACAACCGCCACGGUACGCGCUGUGCCGGCGAGGUCGCUGCCAUGGCCCACAACAACCAGUGCGGUGUUGGAGUUGCCUACAACGCUGGGAUCGGAGGUGUGCGCAUGCUGGACGGAACUGUCAACGACGCGGUCGAGGCGCGGGCCAUCAGCCUCAACCCCAACCACAUCGACAUCUACUCGGCGUCCUGGGGCCCCGAGGAUGACGGCAAGACGGUUGACGGACCAGGACCCCUCGCCAAACGGGCCUUCAUCAACGGAGUCAUGAGGGGUCGUUUCGGCAAAGGUUCAAUUUUUGUGUGGGCUUCAGGCAACGGCGGCCGCCACACCGACAACUGCAAUUGCGACGGAUACACAAACUCCAUCUUCACGCUCUCGAUUUCGUCGGCGUCGCAGCGGGGGAUCAAGCCCUGGUACCUGGAGGAAUGCUCGUCCACGCUGACGUCGACCUACAGCAGCGGCACGCCAGGCCUCGACCGCAGCGUCGUCACCGCCGACAUGGACGGCGGCCUGCGCCCCGGCCAUACCUGCACCACCGAGCACACCGGCACGAGCGCGUCGGCGCCCCUGGCGGCCGGCAUCGUCGCCCUCGCACUGGAGGCGAACCCCGACCUGACGUGGCGGGACAUGCAGCACCUCGUCGUGCGAGCCUCCAGAGUUGCUCCCCUGGCGCACGAGUCCGGCUGGAUCCUCAACGGCGUCGGCAGGAAAGUGAGCCACAAGUUCGGCUACGGGCUGCUGGACGCAGGCAAGAUGGUCGAGCUGGCAGAGCAGUGGACGACUGUGCCGCCCCAGCAUGUCUGCCAGACGUCCAUUAACUCCGCCAGCAUGACGCUGGGCACGGCGCACGGGGCCUCGGUGACCUCCGAGAUCAGCACGGGCGGGUGCGCGGGCACCAACGGGGAGGUGCGGUACCUUGAACACGUCCAGGCCAAGGUGUCCCUACGCUUCUCCCCUCGUGGCAACAUCCAGAUUAAACUGAUCUCGCCCUCGGGUACUCCCUCGACACUCCUCUUCGAACGACCUCGCGACAUUUUGUCCGAGAAGUUUGACGACUGGCCCUUCCUGUCGGUGCACUACUGGGGCGAGAAGGCCGUCGGCACAUGGAGACUAGAAGUUACAAACGCUGGCUCACGGGCUGCGCACCAGCCAGGCGUGCUGAUCCAGUGGCAGUUGAUCUUGCACGGCACGAAGGAGCAUCCCGAGAAACUGGUCUCGAACAGGUCGCCUGCUCACCAACAGCCCUCCUAGGUGCCUCUGUGAUAUUCAUUUCCUAGCAACUUAUGCACUCUAGAAAAUUGAAAUACAAUAUUUUAUAGUAA
Hyalella azteca is the source of this 2193-nucleotide messenger RNA. RefSeq names its product furin-like protease 2. The transcript is spliced from 13 exons. Gene Ontology annotation, molecular function: serine-type endopeptidase activity. Gene Ontology annotation, cellular component: trans-Golgi network; Golgi membrane. The record is from RefSeq and is a predicted model, not a curated record. NCBI's taxonomy places the organism in Eukaryota, Metazoa, Arthropoda, Malacostraca, Amphipoda, Hyalellidae. Bases 173 to 2122 code for a protein of 649 amino acids. Gene Ontology annotation, biological process: protein processing.